AUGUCGGAGAAAACUCAAUUCUAUUUUCUGCUCACAGGGACCAAUAGCGGCCUCGGCCUCUCCCUUGCCCACCGGCUACUAGACAACUUCCUAACUACGCACCCGGAAAACCACCACCUGACACUAAUCAUAACCACCCGCUCGCACGGCAAAGGCUCGGCUACUCUCGCACUCCUUAACAACCACCUCCGCACCCGCAAUGUUCCUAACCCGCGUUACACCCUCGCCCACCACUCCGUCGACCUCACCAACCUCGUUUCCGUGCACUCCCUUGCCCAAACCCUACGCAGCACCUACCCACACCUCGAUGCCAUAAUUCUGAAUGCUGGAAUGGGCUCCUUCCUCGGCAUCAACUGGUUGAACUGCUUCAUAUCGCUCGCCAAGAACUGGAUCCAGGCUCUCACGGUGCCCACGUUCAAGAUCCAGGACGUGGGCUGGACGACGGUGCAGGGGGCGCCAUUAAGCGGUGAAGCGAUACCGACGGUGUUCGCGGCGAAUGUGUUUGGGCAUUACUUCCUCGUGCAUGAGGCUAUAGACUUGUUGGCCGGGGGUAACGGGCGGAUUAUUUGGACGUCUUCACUGGAAGCGCAUCCGUGGACGCUUUCCAUUGAUGACUUGCAAGGCGUGCGCGCGAGCCAUUCUUACGAGAGUAGCAAGCGCCUCACGGAUGUUUUGGCGUUGACGUCCGGGUUAGAGUGCACUUCGCCAUUUACCGCUUCAUUUUUUUGCCGGAAGCAAGUUGAUUAUACCGUUGAAACCGAGAAGAAGCAAAAUCAGCAGGUUCCAAAGAUGUACGUCUGCCACCCCGGCAUCUGCGGGACGAGCAUCAUCCCCCUCAACUUCAUACUUUUCAACUGCAUGCUCCUCGCCUUCUACAUUGCGCGCUGGUUCGGCAGCCCCUGGCAUACCAUAUCCACCUACUCCGGCGCGAAUGCCGCCUCCUGGCUGGCCCUCGCGUCGGACGACGAGUUGGAGGGUAUGCAGGCUCAGGAGAUAAAGUGGGGCAGCGCAUGUACCAGAUCUGGUAAGCAGAUGGUGAAAGUUACCCAUGUCGAAGGUGAGGAGAACAGACCCGAGUUUGAGGAGCUCGGUAGAGAGUGCUGGAAGCAAAUGGAAGAGUUGAGGAUGUCGUGGAAGGAGAAACUGGAGAGGGCCACGAAGUAAGCCUUCAGGUCUAUCAUAUUUUUGAGAAGCAGCCCUUCUUGCUUUUUCUGGGUAUCUUGUUUGUUCUUGGGAAAUGGUUUCUACUUGCUUCUUUUUCCUUUGCUCUCUUAAUUCUUUGUCCCAUUGGCAUAAUAGCAAUUUUUUCUUCUUCCUUUUUCUUUCUUCCCGACAGAAAUGACAUUUUGUAAUGAGCAAUAGCCGGAUCCUGUGAA
Molecule: messenger RNA, 1376 nt
Organism: Tuber melanosporum (Perigord truffle)
Lineage: Eukaryota; Fungi; Ascomycota; Pezizomycetes; Pezizales; Tuberaceae
Exons: 2
Coding region: 1-1164 (387 amino acids)
Biological process (GO): ergosterol biosynthetic process
Cellular component (GO): lipid droplet; mitochondrial outer membrane; endoplasmic reticulum membrane
Molecular function (GO): 3-beta-hydroxysteroid 3-dehydrogenase (NADP+) activity
Source: RefSeq, a predicted model, not a curated record